This is a messenger RNA of Musca vetustissima, 1719 nucleotides long. RefSeq names its product organic cation transporter protein. Lineage: Eukaryota; Metazoa; Arthropoda; Insecta; Diptera; Muscidae. The record is from RefSeq and is a predicted model, not a curated record. Bases 1 to 1719 code for a protein of 572 amino acids. Gene Ontology annotation, molecular function: transmembrane transporter activity. Gene Ontology annotation, biological process: transmembrane transport. The transcript is spliced from 9 exons. Gene Ontology annotation, cellular component: membrane.
AUGACUCAGGAUCAAGGUGAAAAAUCCAAAAUCAUCAUAAGUGAAGAUACGUACAAAGAUAUUGUCACCAAUGAGCUGGAACGUAUUGGAACCGGCGGAAUAUUUGUCUGGUCCUUAUUUUUCCUCUGUGUCCUACCGAAUAUCCUCAAUGGCUUCCAUGUUAAUUCCUAUACAAUGUUGGGUUAUCUGCCCGAUGAUCAAUGGUGUGAAGUCGAUGAAUUGCAAGCGGCCAAUUGGACCGAAGAACAAAAACGUCAAAUCGUUCACAAAGAUCUCGAUAGUAAAGGCUGUACCAUAUGGGAUUGGGAUUAUAGGGAGUUGAGUAAAAUGUCCUAUGAGGAGGCCUAUAAUUAUACAGCGGCAAUGUCUGAAAUUAGCCUACCCACAGAGAUCUCGUGUAAGGCCAGAGGUUCAUAUCAAUACUCAGCGCCGGAAGGUACUUUUGUGUCCGAUUGGGAUUUGGUAUGUGAAAGGGCCAUACAAAGGACUUCGGCCCAGGUUUUCAUAUCACUGGGUAAAUUCUUUGGUUCAUUCUCCUUUGGCAUGAUAUCGGAUAGAUUUGGCCGCAAGAUUGCCUUUACCUUGGGUGCAGUAUUCUUCAUGGUUUCCAGUAUUUUUUGCACAUUCUCACCGUGGUAUUCAUUGUUUUUGGUUGGUCGCUUUGGCUUGGGUGCAGCAUCAUCUGGCCUCUUUUAUCCUGCCUAUGCUAUGUUGGUUGAAAACAUUUGCCUGAAACAUCGUUCCUGGAUGUCAUUGGCCUUUUCGGGUUCCUAUCCCAUUGGUAUGAUGCUAAUGGCAUUGGCUUCAUAUUUGAUUGCAGAUCAUUGGAGAUAUUUACAGUUAUCCUUAACUGUUCCAGCCAUGUUGUUAAUAUUGAAUUGCUAUUUGAUGCGUGAAUCGCCCCGUUGGCUUAUAACACAAAAACGUUACGAACGCGCCUACAAAAUUGUCUUCAAACAGCCCAGCCAUUAUGAAAUUAAGAAGGCGGACAUUGAUUCGUCCAUGCUCAGUGAUAAAAAAAUUGAAGAACCCAGCAUUUCCAAAUGGCAACAAAUGAGAGAAGGUCCCCUGAAGCACAUCAUCGAAUUGUUUGCCACCUCAAAAGUACGCAAAUUAAUAUUCACUUCAUAUUUUAUGUUCUGUGUUACAUCGUUGUCGUAUUAUGUUACGGCUUUAAAUGCCUCCAACAUGGAUGUCAGUCGUCAUGUAUAUGUUGCAAUUACGGGCCUGGUUGAUCUGCCCUCGUUACUUUUACCCGUCAUUAUGUUACGCUGUACCGGUCGUAGAAUUACAACAAUGUCGUUAUUCUUUUUAACCGGCACUGCGUUGAUUAUGAUGAUGGUUGUGCCACCGGAAAACACUCUGUGGAUUGUCGCCUUUGCUAUGCUGGGUCGUUUUGGAAUAAGUGCCACAUACUCUGUAGUUACUCUAUACACAGCCGAAUUAUAUCCCACUGAAAUUCGUGGUUCAGCCUUGGGAACAUGUUCAACAUGGGCUCAUGUUGGUUCCAUUUCAGCACCAUAUGCUGUCGAUUUAUUGGGUCCCUUGGGUUGGUAUAUUCCAACGACAAUUUGUGGUUGCUGCGUUCUAGUAGCUGGUCUGCUAACCCUAACAUUACCUGAAACUGGUACUGGUAAACUUGUGGAUCGUGUUGAGGAGGUGCCAUCGGAAAACACAACAGACACCGAAUGUGACGAUGUGAAUAAAACAAAAAAUUAA